AACAUACUCACACGGGUCAGUAAUCUCAUAAAUAAUCAACCUUUGAUCGUCCUAAGUAGUCGAUUCAUUGCAGUUUUUCGCGGCAUAUAGUUUGCAGUUGGCAAGACCUUUGAUGGCGGCACUGCAUCACCUGGCUACGAUUUCAGCCAUGCUGUCGCACAUGCAAUGAAGAUUCGAACUCCUGAAGUCGAAAUCUCGCAGUCAAAGUGUGACGAAAAAAAUGAUGCAAAAUGAAUCUUUAGCCCCCGGCUGCCGCGGAGGUGAAGAGUGACGCUUGCCUCAACUCCACUCAAUAAUCAGCACUCACCGCACUAUGAAAUAAACCACAACGCAGGCAUUUAACAUCGUUUGUCAUCAUGGUGAAGUCUUAUCAUCAUCCAUAUCGCCGCCUGACUGAUCCGGAGAUCUCCCUCACGAGGCCAGCUGCGGCUCUGAGACGGACCACCACAACCGUGCUCGUCGUGGUGAUUGUGGCUGUCGUCGCGACGCUCAUCAUCAUCGGUUCUCUGGUGGCGUUUCUUUCCAUCCUCGCAGGCGAGCCGCGGGUGUCGUCGGACUCAGCGACGACACCGGUGGAUCUGGGACCGCUGUUGGAAAGACUGAGUUCCCUGGAGCGGGAGGUUGCCGAAUUGAAGGCAGCGUGUCGACGUUGUUCGAUGCCAACUAGGGAACAUCAGAACCAACAGCCCUCUGACGAAGCGAGCUAUACAACGGAUUCACCGGCUCUCUUAGAGUUAAUACAAGUUCAAGCAAAGACACCAUCCCGAGCAUUACCAUCGGUGACGGUUUCAACUUUUCCACCACUUGACGGUGAAUCGGCCGAUAUCGUAUCGGUUGAGCAGCAGGUCAGCAAGUCGCCCCACCAGCAGCACCGGCGACCAAGAUCUCGAGAUCGCGUUGGACCGUCCCGACGGCACAGCGGAGACUCUCCCGACGACCAGGCUGGGCUGUCCACAAAGGCGGCAGCCCCGUUGGAAGACGGUGGGUCACAAGGUCGCAGUAGCGGAAAUGCCAAGAGGCGAAGGGAUAGGAAGAGAAACCGCUCUCCCGAUGAGGGUCGGCACGCUCCGGAGCCUUCAGGGCCUCCAGAGGACUCGGGCUGCAGACACUGCACUGGGAACAUGUUUGGAAUAGCAGCUCACAUCGAGGGGAACCGGUUUGGCAACAUUCCUAUCUUAGACAGAGAUGGAUGGAUAAGUGGUCUUACAGUGUGGAGAAUGUCUAGCCACACCCUUGAGACUGAGCAGUUUAAACUCAGCAUUCUUGGUGGAGUCACCGUUAAGGAGAGCGGCUUGUAUUACGUCUACAGUCAGGUUCUUUUCUACGACCCAAACAGCACAGUGGGCCAAAGUAUCUGCAUCAACGACCGCCCACGCUUCACGUGCACCAAGUCGAACAUCAGCGACGAGGCCAAGCAGAGCACGUGCUUCAUUGGUGGGGUGGUGCGCAUGUCUGCUGAGGACCAGGUUAGAAUCAAGCUGUCCAUUCCUGGCCUGACCGUCGCACUUUAUCCAGAUACCACCUUCUUUGGGUUGUUCAGGGUUGCUUAGGGCCCUAAUGUUUCUUGUUUACUUUUAAUUAAGAUGAAAUAACACUGAAACAGAGCCCCCUCCCCUAAACACACAAACCAGAACAGAACCUCCUCAAAAACAGCAACAUCAGACCAAUGAAACCUCACAGUUUGUGCUUGCGCAGACCUAACUACUAGGGGGAACAUUUACGUCCCGAGGAUUUUGCAACAAGUGUCCCUCCCCAUUAAGUACCUUGUACCCAUAUUUCUGUACCAAGUGCCCCUUUUCCAUAAUGAGAGUCAUUUUUACCCCACGUGUACAUAUCGUGUAACAAGUACUACCGGUACCCUCCCCCCCACAAGUUCCCUUUUUCACGAGCACACUUUGUACACAGACGCCACCGAAUACGCAAGGUGAUUGUGAAGAGCGCCGCUUGUUCCCUGCUGUGUGCCCUGAACAGCGCCGCCCACACAAAAAAGAUGUCCCCUGUCCGCUGUUCGAUUUUAUGGAGGUUGCAUGACCGUUACAAACCCACUUCCCUUUCAGGAAGCAGGCUGAGCGAGUGACGUUUUUCACAUGUUACCCCUUGCUCCAGUAAAAUUAACCUUCCUUGGUUAGAGUUGGUUUCGAAAGAAAAACGACUUUGUAGUUGACUGUUGAACAGGUGAACUCGUGAGUUUGUGUCACCAAUGAUUUUCCUUUAGGUAUUUUGUUCAGCUGUUUGUAUUUAUUAAAUUGAUGGUUACUUGAGUUAUAUACAUCGUGGCAAACCUAUUCAAUACCCCUUUUAUACUUUUAUAGGUGUGGUCGCAUUGCUUCCAUUGUUAAACGUGCAUUAUUGCAAGUAGAAGAUACCUUAACGCAACGUUCAUGGUGCAAGCACCAUGCAAUAUGUCAAGGGUCGGAAACCCUUGAUUGAGACAGGGCAUUUUACAUACUAAAGCCUGUCACGCGUCAGAGGGAAUUUCUGUACUCAAACUCAAAGCUAAAAUCGAGACACUGCCACCCUUAAUUUAGGCACCAUGUAUUCAGCAUCCUUAGUUUUAGCUUUUGAUAAGGCAUCUUGUAUUCAUCAUUCCUUGUAUUCAGAUUUUUAAGGUAAAAAUUCAGACUAAGGGGCUUGGGUCAUUUUGAGAAAAAAAUGGAACAACAUCACUGCCUUCCGCGUAUCACAUUUUUGGGGGUAAAAUGAAUGGUUAAAGAACGAUUGUGCAAUAAUUGUAUUAGCACGACUAUGAUCGCCUCAUGAGUGUAAGACACCUCGGUCAUGAGGGCAGUAUUGCUUACAGGUGGUCAACCUGAGGUGUUCAUGAACUUGAAGUGCGUACUUGACUUGGUCUAAACAUACGCCGACGAUUUAAAAUAAACAUAUCACUUGUAAAAUCAAUGCUUGAAUGUGGUGCGCAUAAUGAGUGGUGGUUGAUCUGUGUAUUAUCAUUUGGUGAAUUUGUGAGUGUAAAUCUUUGUUUCUCAGUAAACCACGACUUUGAUCGAUUUGAAAACUUAAAAGUAACGUCAUGACUCAUGAGUAUGUCACACAAAGCUUAGAAAAUGCACCAAAUAUUCCUUUGGGUUAUGGUAUGAAAGGUUCUCAUAAGUUCAUAGAAUCCAUAUCUAGUUCUCUUCUAAUUUUGUUUGUGUUUAUUUUUCUAUGGCUUAUACAGAUUUCGAAAAAAUGUGUCAAUUUUUACUUGUUGUUUGAUCGGAAAUAAUGUCAUUUUUAUGCUACUUUGCUUCACUCAUACGCAUGAAAAACGAUUUUAGUGUCACAGAACGUCAGAAUGAAGGGACAGACACAAGGAUAUUACAUUUCCAGAGUUCAUUAUACAUAAUGGGGAAUGGGUCUUGCACUUGCACGGUGUUUGAUGGAAAAUAUUGUCAAAUGGAAUGGAGAUUCAAUGCAACAAAUAAACUUAGUUCUGCCAUCAGCAUUUUCUAUAUUUGCAAUACUA
This is a messenger RNA of Acanthaster planci (crown-of-thorns starfish), 3463 nucleotides long. RefSeq lists its product as uncharacterized. Gene Ontology annotation, molecular function: receptor ligand activity; tumor necrosis factor receptor binding. Gene Ontology annotation, biological process: immune response. Lineage: Eukaryota; Metazoa; Echinodermata; Asteroidea; Valvatida; Acanthasteridae. The record is from RefSeq and is a predicted model, not a curated record. Gene Ontology annotation, cellular component: membrane.